UCAUCCGCCGGGCCGCGUCCCCCGAGCGGGCCAUCUUGGUCGCGGCAGACGGAGCCGCGGAGGAAGCCGCGGAGACCCCAGGGCGCGGGACGAGCGCAGCCGCCAGCCCGGCCGCCUUGGCCUUGCGAAGCCUGCAGAGGAGCCGCCGCCUCCGCCGCCGGGGCCUAGACCCGCGGGGCCCGGGCCCGCGCUGGGCGCCUCUGCCCGGCCGCUCCCUGCUCUUGCACCCGGGUCCGCAGAGCCUGGUUCCAGCCCGCGGCUGGCCUGGGGCCGGCAUGGUCCAGCCGCAGACGUCCAAGGCCGAGAGCGCGGCCCCCGCGGGCGCCCAGAUGGACGACGUCAUCGACACCCUGACCUCCCUGCGCCUCACCAACUCCGCGCUGAGGCGGGAGGCCUCCACGCUGCGGGCCGAGAAGGCCAACCUCACCAACAUGCUGGAGAGCGUGAUGGCCGAGCUCACCCUGCUACGCACCAGGGCGCGGAUCCCGGGCGCGCUGCAGAUCACCCCGCCCAUCUCUGCGAUUACCUCGAAUGGGGCUCGACCCAUGACCACACCGCCGACCUCUCUGCCUGAGCCCUUUUCCGGAGACCCAGGCCAGCUGGCGGGGUUCCUGAUGCAGAUGGACAGAUUCAUGAUCUUCCAGGCCUCCCGCUUCCCAGGCGAGGCCGAGCGAGUGGCCUUCCUUGUGUCCCGACUGACUGGGGAGGCAGAGAAGUGGGCUAUCCCCCACAUGCAGCCUGACAGCCCCUUGCGAAACAACUAUCAGGGGUUCCUGGCAGAGUUGCGGAGAACCUACAAGUCUCCACUCCGGCAUGCGCGGCGCGCCCAGAUCAGGAAGACUUCGGCGUCUAACAGGGCUGUGCGAGAAAGGCAGAUGCUGUGCCGCCAGCUGGCCGCCGCAGGCACAGGGCCCUGCCCUGUGCAUCCAGCCUCAAAUGGGACUAGUUCAGCUCCAGCCUUGCCCACCCGAGCACGGAACCUUUAAGAACCUGCCGCCACCCUGGUACAUCUGCAGCCAUCCAGGUAGCAUACGCUCUUUGCUGCGUAGAAGAAAUGUCCAUACAACAACAUCGCCCCUGUUUGAAGACGUCCCUUCCUGCCUUUCCAGACCAUUUCAUGAGGAGACCCUCCUUCCCCUUCUCUUGGGCGUCCUGGUUACCGCCUUGCUGUGCUUCUGUUACCGUGUGCUGGUUUUGCAACUGCAGCUUGAUGCAUGCUCCCCUUUCUCUUGCUAGCUUCCCAGCUACUCUCAUGACUACGGCCCUGCUGCUCAGGCACGCCAACCCGGCAGCACCCUCACAGACCAUGUGGGCUGACCCCUCCCAGCCCGACUCUGUUUUCGGAUGCUCUUACUCCACCUUCUGCAAGCCCCCGUGGCAGUUUCCCACCUGGUUGCCCUGUUCUCGCUGAUGAGCUCUGGAUGGGAAGAAGCCAGUUUGACCAGGCUGGUGCCUUGAUGUGUGUACCUGGAGAGGGGGUCUAGCUUUUCACCCGCAGAUGAUCACCAGCCCUGCCAGGGCCCAGUGUAGCGGGUAGGGGCUUCAUCUCUGCUGUCUGUGGCCAAGCAGUGACUGCUGGGAGGGAAGUUAAAGGGUCUCUGGGGGCCGGCCUCACUCAACACAUGCACGUGCACUCCAGCAUGCCCCAUUGCUGCUGCUGGGAAGGACUGACAAUGCAGCUCAAGGGAGAGGCUGCACCUCUGUUUCUGUGUGGCUUUAGCUGCUGGUGUUCAGAUAGCGCCAGGUAUUUGGGGAAUGUGGAACUUGCCUGCUAAAUCAGGUCAUUGUGAACUUUGGCCUCCUGGGCAGUUUCAUCAGGCUGCCGGGCACAUUCUCUGAGAGCCACAGUAGGCAAGGGGCGGACACUAGUGCUCACUCUGCUGUCCUGGAUCUCCAGUGGGAAGCACCACAAGCUGCUAAUGGUCAGUCGCCCCUCCUCUGCCCCUUGUCACCUUGCUCAAGACCUGUUACUUUACCCAUUCAGGUGCCAUGUGGCCUUCACCUUGGCCCUUCAGCUGCCCACACCAUCUCUAGGUCUCCAAAGAUGCCAUGUAGCAUGUCCUCCGCAUGCGUGGGCUUUCAGAUGUCCAGCCUUUUCCAAGAACAAAGAGACUCCCUCUUACACUGGAGACCCAGCUCCUCUGGGAAACAGCAUUAAGCCAGGAGCGUGUCUGCCUCUGGCAACACCAGCCAGGGUCUCCGGGCAUUUAUAGAGGCAAAGAGCUGUGGCUACCAGGUUCUAAUGUGGUCACAGUGCAGAACUGGCACACGUCCUAAUUCUGAGGGACAAAGCCUCUUAUGGGGGACAGCCUUGUGCUUCCUCAUGGGGACGUCCAAGAAACCACUUGCUACCUGAGACUUGGCCAAGCCUUUUGGACUGUGAUGUUCCUGCCAUAUUUCAAUGCCAAAUGAACCGCAUUUACAUGACCACCUGGGCCAUGGGGGAAGACGGGGUGUCUUACCCCGGGUUCAUCUGUCCAUGUCAAAUGGCCUGGGCUAGACUGCAGAACUAUAACCUCUGCACCUACCCAAGACGUGUAUAUGUCUUGGGAUCCCAGAGGUUGCAUCCUGGGACCCAUCCUCUUUUCCUGAGAGUUUUGAUGAUGUUGGGAAAAGUGACUGCGAUUCUGAAGCAAACACUGCCUUGCACGGUCAAGGAUAUUCAGUGGUUGCUGAGGUUCGUGGGCACUGCCACCCACUCAUGGUAAACUCUGUUAGCCCAAUUGCCCUGCUGAACAACUGCCAGAUUCCAGCCUUCAGGUUCCCCUGGACUCCAGCCAAGGCUGUUCAGGUGGGACUAUGGUGCUCAAUAAGCAUGAAUGGAGGGGGGACACAGAGGGGCCACCAUUCUGGGGGCGGGAGUGGGACUGCUGAUGGGAGGUGUACAGAUCACUUUUUCUUUGUGCUCAGUUCUCUUCUGUCUCCAGCAGGUGUUUGGUAAGCUGGGUAGAGGUGCCCCCAGGUGAAGGGGUAAAGGGGCACCUGGGGAAGAGGAGGCCUGCAGGAAGGUUUCCAGUUGGCUCAGCCCAGCCAGGGUAGGAGACCCAGCAUGGAGGCAGGACAGGAACUCUGCUAUCUCGCCAACCCCUGUUUCUACCCAAGUGGCUUUUUGAAGGUGCUGCUAUGUUUGCAUUAGGUGCCGGGUCUGAGAGUCAUGCCGCAGCAUACACCAGGACCAGAGCCAUGGAGGCGAGGCCCGCCACCCUUCCUGUCUGCAUCUGGGACCGGGCCCUUUCCCUUGCAUAUGGGUUGUUGUGCGCACUCCAAGCUGCUGCCCCAGCUGUGCCUGGCUUGCUGACCUAACUGUGUUUCGUUUCUCUGUGCUUUCGUUGUGGGCUUGGGGUGAGACCUUCUUGAUAGCUCCCUGCAACUUUGGAACAUGGAGCAGAUGAGAGAGAGGUCAGGGCUUGCCCUCCACAUUGGACUUGCAGAAGCCCACUGGAAGGAACGAGCCCAGCGUGGCUCUAGUGGGAGACACCUCAGUCUCCAGCUGAAGAGGGGGAUACCCGAGUCCCAUGCAGCCCUGGAGGGAGACCGCAAUGACUGGGAGGAUCAAGCUGAAAAGGAGGUGGGGGAAGGGAGAUGCUUUGUACAUAUUUUGGGGUUAUAAUUUCUCUAAAUUGUAAGUGAACAGGUUUUGAUUUAUAAAGGGACAGGCAGUAGUUUAAACAAUGCAUGUGAGAAAGUUUUAUAUGUUCUCCAUAGUGUGGACAUUAUUUGGAUGAUAUUGUAACUACUUUCUGGUCUACAUGACACCCCAUCUGGUAAGUAAGCUUCACUGCAUACCAGGGCUUAAUUGGAGAUGGGAUUUAGUAUAGAGGUGACUUCUUGGCCUAGUAUGGGAUUAACUUAAGUCCUAAAGCAUUUCAGAAACAGCAAAGACUCAUUCACUGGCCCCAGGUAAGUAUAUGACAAGUAAGUAAUGGUGAGGGUGGAAAAAUAGCUGUGAAGGUGCGGUGGGACCAUCCUGACACGCAUGCUCUUGUUGUCAAUGGACAGAGCCACUGCUGGACGAGGGCGACCUUGGUGGUUCAGCCCGUUGAGAAUGAGCGAGUGUGGGGAGAGCUGGGCCUAUGCUGAGGUUAACUUAGGGAGCGAGCCCUGGGAUUGGGCCAAAGGACACAUGCUGGGGCCACCUACUGGGGGCAGAGCUUUGGGUGGGAAGAGGGAAGUCUUGCGGAGCCCCUCCAUCUUGCAACCAGCUCAGUAAGAUCUGGCUCACCUCUGCUUGGGAAACAAUAGUUUAGGGACGUAGAGAGGAAGGCACAAGAUGGGGCUCCUGGGGAAAGGAAGCAAGAGCAGACUGUUGGACCAACAGAAAAUGCUUCCCGGCAUAGAGGAGGACUUUCGGGUGCAGGGCAUUCCAUAAUCCACGGUGAGUGUACAUGGAACUAGCAUCUACCAUGUGGUCAUCUUGGGGACCUCAUGCUGGAUGUGGUGGCACUUGGCACAGAAUGGAUGCAGUAGAGGAGAUGGGAGGAAACCCAGCUUCCCACUUCCAAUCACAAACACCUUUCUGAGAGCAGGCAACAAAACGUGCUAAGUCUUUUCAGUAUCCAUGUAAUCCUACGUGCUAUAGAAAUUUUGGAAAAUCAAGUAGAGGAAAGAAAAAUAAAAUUUUAACAUUUUGGUGUCUCUUUUUCCAGGCUCCCCCCUCCCCCCACCUUAAUUUCUUGGUAUUUCAAAUUAAUGUAGUUAGGAUCCUACCUUCUGUAGUGAUACAAUUUUGUGUAGCUGUUUUAAUUGCACAUAUCCUGGGCAUUACUCCCAUGCUGUUGCUAACUUUAUUUUGAAAUGGCCGUGUACUCUUCCAUCAGGUAGGUGGACAGUAGUGCCAAUUGUUGGUCACGAAUGCUGUUACUAAUUUUUCACUGUUAAAAUUGAUGGACAUAUUUGUGCAUAAGGCUUUUUCCCAAUGUCAAGUUAUUUCCUUAGGAUAGGUUCCCAAAGGUGGGAUUAUUAAAGAGUAUGAAAACCUUUGAGGCUUUUAUUACACACUGAUGAAACAGUUUGCAGAAAUGUUUAUAUGCAUUUCCACUACCACCAGCAAGGAUCACUGUGCCCAUCUUGCCAGUAUUGGGUGUUGUCAUCUGGUGAAAUAUUUGCUAAUUUGAUAAUGAAAAAAAUAGUGUUGUGUUUUAGUUUGCAUUCUUUGACUUCUAGCACAGCUGGACAUCUUUUCAUGUCGGGUGGUUGUAUUUCCUAUUUUGUGGAUUGCCAGUGUCCUUUGCUCAUCUCCUGGGGUCUGAUCAAUUUGUAUGAGCGUGUGAUAUAUUAAAGAUAUUAACCUUGUGCCUG
Molecule: messenger RNA, 5298 nt
Organism: Cynocephalus volans (Philippine flying lemur)
Lineage: Eukaryota; Metazoa; Chordata; Mammalia; Dermoptera; Cynocephalidae
Gene: RTL6
Product: retrotransposon Gag like 6
Exons: 2
Coding region: 276-986 (236 amino acids)
Source: RefSeq, a predicted model, not a curated record